AUGGGGGACUCUUUCGUCAUAGCAAUAGAUUUUGGUACUGCAUAUAGUGGACAUGCCUUCAGUUUGACUGCCAAGGAAGCUAAAAGUGAUAUCCAUGUAAAGAAGUGGGGAGAAGAUGUUGGUCAACAAACUCCAAAGACUCCUACUUGUAUCCUCUUCAAUGAAAAGGAAGAAUUGAUCAGUUUUGGGUAUAAAGCCCAAACUGACUAUUUCAAAAUGAAGGGAAAACAAGCCAAAGAAUCUUACUUAUUUGACUGCUUCAAGAUGUCCCUCUACGGUAAAAGUUUCAACAGGAAUCUGAAAAUCAAAGCAGCCAAUGGAAAUGCAUUACCAGCUCUUAAGGUUUUUACUGAAGCUCUCAGAUUCCUGAAAGAUGAUGCAUUACAAACCAUCAAUGACAGUGCAGCUGGUAAAAAGUUUAUAGCCACUGAUUUCACCUGGGUGCUGACAGUUCCUGCCAUCUGGGAUCCUUCAGCUAAACAGUUCAUGAGAGAAGCUGCAAUACAGGCAGGGAUUGUUGAAGAAAGAAAUAAAGAAAAACUUAUCAUUGCUCUGGAACCAGAAGCAGCAUCUCUCUGGUGUAAGCAGCUGCCAGCUGAAGGUUUCAUAGCAGAACACCAAGGGCAAACCAAACUAGAACAAUCUCCAGGAACACAAUAUAUUGUUGUUGACUGUGGAGGAGGAACCAUUGACAUCACAGUUCACGAAGUCCUGAAAGGAGGAGCAUUAAAAGAGCUUCAUAAGGCCUCUGGAAACAAUCUGGGAGGACAAAUUGUGGACCGAAGAUUUAAAGAGUUUCUUAGAAAGAUAUUCUGUAAUGGAGUCUGGGAUGAGUUUGAAAAAAACCAUCCCAAUGAUGUCAAAAAGAUUGUGUAUGAUUUCACACUUUUCAAAAAACAAAAUGAUGAUGUGGACAUUAGCUGUCCUUAUAGCCUUGGGAAGAUUGCUCAGGAUAAGAAGGCAAUGGAGAAGUACUUUGAAAGGGUAGAAGGAGCUUCCUGGGAUGAAGGAUGUAUAACCAUCACUAAAGAGAAACUAAACUCAUUCUUUACAGAGAGUCUGCAGGGUAUCACUCAAAGUCUCAAAGAAAUCCUUACCAAAGCCCUAAACAUUAAGUACAUUUUAUUAGUAGGGGGCUUUGCUGAGAGCAAGAUUCUGCGAAAACAUAUUGAUGAUAAGUUUGGGGUUAAGUGUAAAAUUCUGUGUCCAGUUAGGCCACAGGAAGCAAUCCUAAAAGGAGCUGUAGAGUUCGGCAGAAAGCCACACUUGGUGGCGUCUCGGAAAAGUGCUUUCACUUACGGAGUCAGAGUAUCUCGAAGGUUUGACAAGUUCAAGCACAAGGCAGAAAAAAAAUUCACCAACAAAGAGGGUGAAUGGUGCAGGGAUCUGUUCAUGAAACUGGUGGAGGCCGAUGAGGAUGUGGAUUGGGAUGAAACCAGAACCUUCACCUUAUAUCCGACCGAGGCACAUACGAGGAUGAUGAACUACAAUUUUUACUGCACCAAAAAGACAAGUCCAAUAUAUGUGGAUGAGGAGGGAAUGGUGAAGAUUGGCUGCUUCUUUCUACACUCUCCAAACACCAAGCGUGGUAUGAAUCGGGAACUUAAACUAAACAUAAAGUUUGGCUUCACAGAAAUGACCAUAGAAGGAAAAGACCUAGAUUCUGAUUUAACAUCAUCAAUUGAGCUCGAUUUCAUGACUAAUUAA
Messenger RNA from Cyprinodon variegatus (sheepshead minnow), 1707 nucleotides. RefSeq names its product heat shock 70 kDa protein 12A-like. Lineage: Eukaryota; Metazoa; Chordata; Actinopteri; Cyprinodontiformes; Cyprinodontidae. The transcript is spliced from 4 exons. Bases 1 to 1707 code for a protein of 568 amino acids. The record is from RefSeq and is a predicted model, not a curated record. Gene Ontology annotation, molecular function: ATP-dependent protein folding chaperone; ATP binding.